Messenger RNA from Mycena indigotica, 1869 nucleotides. RefSeq lists its product as uncharacterized. The record is from RefSeq and is a predicted model, not a curated record. NCBI's taxonomy places the organism in Eukaryota, Fungi, Basidiomycota, Agaricomycetes, Agaricales, Mycenaceae. The coding region runs from base 13 to 1869 and encodes 618 amino acids. The transcript is spliced from 5 exons.
UUCUCUGCUGCGAUGCCUCGGGCAGCGAGCACGCCGACCCGACGAGGCAGCAAACAAGACUCUGGACAGAUAAAAUUUGCUCGAACUGCCGCGUCAGUCCGAGCUGCCCGAUUUGCCGACAGUGAGACAACACCACCCACAACAGACAAUGCACCGUGGCGACACGUCGAUGAGCUCGAAUACUUGACCACAGGAUGGAGCGACAUGCAGCUUAUAAAAUACGUUGCCGCGAGUGCAUUCACGAUUGGACCACGACCAGAUCACAGCGCUGAAGCUUUCUUCCCCGUCUCCCUUCGCGCCUAUCCGGACCUUGACGAAAUUAUGCUCCCGCGACAAUACCGCUCGCCGCUGCUCUGGCUUGGACGAUAUCUAUUCACCAGUGUCCGCCUCAUUCUUCUCGCCGAUCCACAAAUUCUCAGUCAAGAAUGGGACCGAUCCAAAUACGAGCUUCUUUACAUUGCCCGCCUGUGUCGUACCCUUCUUGAGUCGGCAAGGGUUCAUGCAGAGAGUUCGGGGCUCGACAAAACGUGGAGGUGUCCGCCAUUCGACAGAGCGUUGCGCAGGUAUUGGCACAAAUGGCUCAUACAGAGGGAUGAGUUUGUGCGUGACUUCUGGUAUGACUUUGGGGAGGAAGAGUUUGAAGGCCCUGAUGUUCUCAAACUGAAUUGGGGCCAAUGGAUCCUCAAAGGCGAAGCGGGUUUCUUCAUAACCAGGGCAGAAGCUGCGGACGGCAUCACCGCAGACCAGUUCCUGGACGGUUUGGCCAUCGACGAGGCCGCAGACUCUUUUGAGUGGUGUGCUGGUUGUGUACCAGGAUCAAGAGUUAGUUUAGAUAUCGCCUCAAAUUUUUCAACUGCGCCUCCCCCGCCGACAUCGCAUUCAAACGUAGCCUCCACAUCUGCCGCGACACGACUUCCUCUUCCCGGCGAGGUCCGUCGGCAACAGCUCAAAGAGCUCGGUCACGACAAUUUAAGAAUCAAGACUGAGGCAAUCUCCAACACUGAACCGCUGGCCCAAUCCAAAGAACCUCAACCAGCGAACCACACAAUAUCCGCAAAUGCUUACCCCUCACCUCCAACCGAUAUUGACUCGUCAAGGGAGACAAGCGCUGUUGCUCAUGGCACAGUUGUCACAGACGCCAUGGACAUCGAUCCACCUCAAGACCCACCUUCCCUGCCUACAGUCAUUCCCAUUGUAGCACCCACAGCAAACAGUUUCAGGACCGCCAUGGGCAGUCUUGCCCCUGGUCGCUCUUUCAACCGAAUACCAAUAGUAAUCAGUGACGACGAAGUCAACGAUAAUGUAAUCCACGCAAGUCAGCCCGUCUUCAAAAAUGAACCUACCGAGCCCUCUAUACCUCUACAAUCUGCUCACCAACCAAUGGAUAUGAUACUUCUUGACGAUUACGACGAUGAAGGACUGGAACUUGGUUAUCCAGACGAUGAAGAGCCGCGUGUUGACUUGCAAGUUCCAACCUUUUCGAGUGCAAGUCGAAAUUCAAGCGGCUCUCCUCCCCCAAUCACAAGCACUACCGCCGCUGGACCUAGUCGCCAGAGCAGUCCCGUGCCAAGCCCCCUGUUUAUUCCCAACGCCUUUGACGACAUAGAAACGGAUAGCCCCGACGACGAUGAUGUCGAACGAUACACUCUUUCAAGAGCACGAUUUCAGUUCCCCCCAAUUGCCCCUCCAGCAGGCUGGUCGGGCCCACUGGAAGAAGAAGAAGGUUUCCAAUCCAACGCUGCAGAACCCAAGCAUUGGAUCGACGCACACCCUGUAGUGAUUCAAUUACGAGCUGAGCUGCUUGCAUUGAAGACUCGCAUAGGCGAACUUGAGGCGGAGCUGUCAGCUUCCCGAGGAGGGCCGCAAUAG